CGUUACUAUUGUCAAUACAAACGUGUGAGUGGGGGAACCGAGUGUUGUGUAUUGUGGUAUGUUAGCACGUGUUUAUUGAAACGAUUAUUAUACUGAAAAACUACUGAAAAUGCCAAAAAAAGAUUUAAAAAGAAAAAAAGAGAAUGAAACAGCAAAUGGGACUAUGGAAGAUCAAGAAAAACAAGUAAUCUUACCUGCUAAAAGGACAUCAAGCGAGCCUCCAGCUAAGAAGGUAAAAUGGAUCAACCGCCAACGAGUUUUAGUAUUCGCUUCAAGAGGAAUCAAUCAUCGAGAUCGUCAUCUCAUGGAAGAUUUAAAAAAAUUAAUGCCUCACCAUCGAUCUGAAGCUAAAAUGGAACGACAAAAGAAUCUCCAAAUAGUUAAUGAAAUUUGUGAAUCAAAAAAUUGUAACAAAGCAAUUCUUUUUGAAGGAAGACGCAAAAGAGAUCUCUAUAUGUGGUUUGCUAAUGUGCCUUCAGGUCCCUCUGCAAAAUUUCUUGUCGAAAAUAUUCAUACCAUGGGUGAACUGAAAUUAACUGGAAAUUGUUUGAGAGGUUCACGACCUUUACUUUCUUUUGACGAAAACUUUUCCACAAAUCCACAUUAUAGUCUUCUGAAAGAAUUAUUCACCCAAAUUUUUGGAGUUCCAAAUCAUCAUCCUAAAAGUCAACCUUUUUUUGAUCACAUUUAUACAUUUAAUGUGUUAGACAAUAGAAUCUGGUUCAGGAAUUACCAAAUCUUAACAGAAGAUGGUGGAUUAGCUGAGAUUGGGCCACGAUUUGUUCUUAAUCCUGUCAAUAUUUUUGCUGGUAGCUUUAGCGGUCAAAUUAUUUGGAAAAAUCCAUUCUAUAUGUCUCCUGCAAAAUAUAGACAAUCAAUACGUAAAAAAGCUAGUGGAAAAUAUCUAAAUCGAAUCACACAGAAAUUAGGAUAAAACGUCCAGUGAAUGACCAUUGAUUGGUUCAUUAAAAUAUUUGAAUUAAUUGUUAUCUUUUCUUUUGACUGAAAAAAUAAAUAUUUGUAUACAUAAA
Molecule: messenger RNA, 1031 nt
Organism: Chelonus insularis
Lineage: Eukaryota; Metazoa; Arthropoda; Insecta; Hymenoptera; Braconidae
Product: ribosome biogenesis protein BRX1 homolog
Exons: 3
Coding region: 110-934 (274 amino acids)
Biological process (GO): ribosomal large subunit assembly; rRNA processing
Cellular component (GO): nucleolus
Molecular function (GO): rRNA binding
Source: RefSeq, a predicted model, not a curated record